GCCGGCAGUGAGGGCGCUCGGCGGGACGCGGGAGCCGGCACCAGCGCCGGCUCCGGACAGGACGCGGCUCGGGACUGCGGGGGCCGAGGUGCUAAGUUUCCUGUCCCGCUGUCUCAUCUCUGGCUCUGUGCUGGGAGGUUUCCAGCGACCAAGGAGAAAGAGACCACCUCGGAGCUGGCCGCCCGUCCCCGGAUCAGGUCUAUUUGGUAUAGUGUCUGAGAUAAAUUCAACCCAGGAGAUCAAAAUGAUUCUCAACUCUUCUAGCGAAGAUGGUAUUAAAAGAAUCCAAGAUGACUGUCCCAAAGCUGGAAGGCAUAAUUACAUAUUUGUCAUGAUUCCUACUUUAUACAGUAUCAUCUUUGUGGUGGGAAUAUUUGGAAACAGCUUGGUGGUGAUAGUCAUUUACUUUUACAUGAAACUGAAGACGGUGGCCAGUGUUUUUCUUUUGAAUUUAGCACUGGCUGACAUAUGCUUUUUACUGACUUUGCCACUCUGGGCUGUCUACACUGCUAUGGGAUAUCGCUGGCCCUUUGGUAAUUACCUGUGUAAGAUUGCUUCAGCCAGCGUCAGUUUCAACCUCUAUGCCAGUGUGUUUCUACUCACGUGUCUCAGCAUCGAUCGCUACCUGGCUAUUGUUCAUCCAAUGAAGUCCCGCCUUCGACGCACAAUGCUUGUAGCCAAAGUCACCUGCAUCAUUAUUUGGCUGCUGGCUGGCUUGGCCAGUUUGCCAGCUAUAAUCCACCGAAAUGUAUUUUUCAUCGAGAACACCAAUAUUACAGUUUGUGCUUUCCAUUACGAGUCCCAAAAUUCAACCCUUCCUAUAGGGCUGGGCCUAACCAAAAAUAUACUGGGUUUCCUGUUUCCUUUUCUGAUCAUUCUUACAAGUUAUACUCUUAUUUGGAAGGCUCUCAAGAAAGCUUAUGAAAUUCAGAAGAACAAGCCAAGAAAUGAUGAUAUUUUUAAGAUAAUUAUGGCAAUUGUGCUUUUCUUUUUCUUUUCUUGGGUUCCCCACCAAAUAUUCACUUUUCUGGAUGUGUUGAUUCAGCUGGGCAUCAUACAUGACUGUAAAAUUGCAGAUAUUGUGGACACUGCCAUGCCCAUCACCAUUUGCAUAGCUUAUUUUAACAAUUGCCUGAAUCCUCUUUUUUAUGGCUUUCUGGGAAAAAAAUUUAAAAAAUAUUUUCUCCAGCUUUUAAAAUAUAUUCCCCCAAAAGCCAAAUCCCACUCGGGCAUUUCAACAAAAAUGAGCACACUUUCUUACCGCCCCUCGGACAAUGUAAACUCAUCCACCAGGAAACCUGCGCCAUGUUUUGAGGUUGAAUGACAUGUUUGAAACCUGUCUGUGAAGUCAUCUUGUGAAAGAAAGAGCAAGAGAAACAUUCCUCCACAGCACUUCGCUACCCAAUGAGCAUUAGCUACUUUUCAGAAUUAAGAAGAAAAUGGAUUACACGGACUGAACCAACUUGUCUAAAGCUAUGAACAAAAGCUUUUCUUUCCCUUUGCAACAAAAUAAAACAAAGCCACAUUUUGCAUUAGAUAGAUGAUGACUGCUCAAAGAACAAUGUCAGAAACUGGAUGAAUGUAUUGGUUUGGGAAAUUUUACUGACAGAAAUGCAAUCCCCUAGUCUGCUCUUGGCCUAUUAUUUUUGAUUUCCACAUAAAGGUAUUUAGAAUAUGUUAAGUCUUUAGAGGAGCAACAGGAGGUCAGAGUUCAAGAUUGUUCUGCCCAAGAGUCAAAGGACUGUAAAGCUUUUGUGCCUGUUUAGCUGUAAACAACCGUGGCCCACUUGUAUCAGCUACUACACAUUUUAUAUACAAAGAUUUGCCAAGCAGUAGUUGUCAAGUUUCAGAACCUUUUGUGAAAUUCAACCAGUGUCUUAGAGAUUUACACUGCCAAAACAAUGCCGGUAAGAAGGCUUAUUUGUAUAACGAUGUUACUAAAGUCACCUGUAAAAGUUAAACUACUUGUAAAGGUGUCAUUCUGGUCCCAAGUAGUAGUGUCUUCCUAGUCAUAUUAGUUUGAUUUCAUAUCUGAGAAGUGUAUAUAGUUUGUGGUAAAAAGAUUAUAUAUCAUAGAGUAUGCCUUACUAUUUUAAAAAAGUAUAUAUUCUACACAUAUAUAUGUAUAUAUCUCUAAACUGUUGUUACUUAAUUAAAAUCUGUCAGUUAUAUUUACCUUAAAAUAAUUUUAUUUUAAUG
Lemur catta (Ring-tailed lemur) is the source of this 2199-nucleotide messenger RNA. It is a transcript of the gene AGTR1, whose product is annotated as angiotensin II receptor type 1. The coding region runs from base 245 to 1324 and encodes 359 amino acids. NCBI's taxonomy places the organism in Eukaryota, Metazoa, Chordata, Mammalia, Primates, Lemuridae. The transcript has 2 exons. Gene Ontology annotation, molecular function: angiotensin type II receptor activity. The record is from RefSeq and is a predicted model, not a curated record. Gene Ontology annotation, cellular component: membrane. Gene Ontology annotation, biological process: immune response; G protein-coupled receptor signaling pathway; regulation of vasoconstriction.